AUACACUUUUCAAAAUGCCAGCUCACCUGGUUAGUAAAAUACCUACCUGCAAAGUGUUCCGAUCCGCCCCCUCUUUGUUUUGACACUCGUGAUAUCGUAGUUUGCUGGCAAAUUGUGCGUAAACACCUCGUUAUUUAUUUUUAUGAAAAAUGCGUGUACUUAAAUAAUUCAUCUAUUUUUAAACGCGAACCAAACUUGCACCAAAAUGAGUGAGAAUAAUGUGUCGUCGAAGAAGGAAAUAGGCCAAGGCGAUAGUGUCAACCCUGCACCCCAACCUGCACCCAGUAAGGCCUGGGUGCAGUUUGACGAGGAUGGAAACGGCAAUAAUAAAGAUACACCAGCUGUGAUAGCGACAGAAAGUGUGCAAGUUAAUUUGGAAAGAAGCAUAAGCAAACCCGCGGAAAAUAAUGUCGCGGUUUUGGACCCAAAACCCAUGAGAAAUGUGGAGUUACCAGUUGCUACCGUUGAACCUAUUCGACAAGGAUUCUCUAAUGGUGAUAUUAUUGUAACACUUUUGCCUGUAAAUACGCGUUUUCCGUGGAUAACACCAGCUCUAUUCCGUCCAGAAUUAGUGCCUGAAGAGCUAAUGGCCCAAGGUUUGACUCUGACUGUGGAAGAAUACGUCCAAGCCAUGGAACUCUUAGUCAACGACUACCGAUUCACGCUAUACAACGUGUGUUAUAAGCGUGUCCUCGUCGUAUGGAUCAUCCUUGCAUUCUCCGUACUAUUCGGUUUAUUAUUCUCAGGUUUAUCUGGUCUUACACUUUUCGGAUUAGGAAUCGGUUGGUUAGUUUUAAACGCAGCUGCAAUUUUCUUCUCAAUGUGGAUAAAAUUCAAGUUAUCCCGAAACUUGGAACGAUGUCUGGCGCAUGUAAAUAAACAAUUACUCAGACAUAAAAUUGUGAUAGCACUCGACGAUAGAGGAAAAAUUUCGUGUCACAAAGUCAAUCUUUGCUUCUUGUACAUGGAUUCGGCUCCGUGUAUAGCACAUUUACAAACGAGCAUCGAUCAGCAGGAAAGAGACCCGUCGAAUGGGUGGGAGCAGAGGAUGGACAUCACAGCCCAUGACAUUGUUAUUCAAGGAAGUCGAACGACGAGGUUAUCCAGGAAACAGGACCGGGCUGAGCAGUUGUUCUUGCGCUAUUUGCAAAGGUGGGGAAAAGAUUUUCUCAGGAGACGUUUAGAUUGGACUGUGGACGAAAUGUUGGGGAAUCCGUCCAAUCCUCUCCACGUAAAUUCAUCACUAUGUCCCUGUCAGUACGUCGAGGAGAUACUGGCAAAUAAACCGCCAAGAUCUGAUAGAGAUUGCUGCCCGAUUUGGUCGCGCUUUUUGGCCAGCCGAGGCAUCGAUUAAGUAAUUUUACGAAUCUUAUGCACUUUUGUUUUUAUUACUUUUAUAACACACGGGUUCUUUUCAUUCACUUGACGGGUUGAGGAAAAUUAAUACUGCCAAAUUCGAAUAUCACACCUCUCAAACAUUCCAAUUUUGUAUAAAAAACCAUCACCCGAAAUGUUUGUUUUCAGGAAAGGGCAACAUUGUUAUAUUUACGGUAUGCAUCUCGUUGGGGUCGUAGUGUUGUACGUGGAUUAUUAGUAAGUCCACCGGCCUCAGGGGGUCGUCAUUGUCCUUCACAUACUUGUCCCUGUCAAUUUAUAGAAGAACAUCUG
Tribolium madens (black flour beetle) is the source of this 1668-nucleotide messenger RNA. RefSeq lists its product as uncharacterized. NCBI's taxonomy places the organism in Eukaryota, Metazoa, Arthropoda, Insecta, Coleoptera, Tenebrionidae. The record is from RefSeq and is a predicted model, not a curated record. The transcript has 4 exons. Bases 206 to 1354 code for a protein of 382 amino acids.